AUGACUUCGGAAAGAAAUCAACCUGAAUUAGGAAUUAACAAUGGCACUACCGGCAAUGCUGCCAUAGUUUACUUAAUCGGCUGUCGCGAUGCUGCUGUGGGUAUUGCAAUAGUUUUGAGUAUUUUUUUGGCUUCACUAGAUCUGAACAUCAUUGCCACAGCGAUGCCACACAUCACUGACGAGUUUCAUAGCCUCAACGAUGUGGGAUGGUAUGCCUUCGCGCUAUUCCUAACAGUCUCAGCAGCCCAAUUAUUGUGGGGAAAGGCUUUCAGAUAUUUUCCAAUCAAGACUGUCUAUUUGAUCAGUAUAGCCGUCUUUAAAGUUGGAGGUGUGAUAUGUGUUUCGGGUGUUGCUAGAAACAGCACAAAAUUGAUAGUAGGACGAGCUAUAACAAGUUUUGAUGUUGCAGGAACAUUUGGGGGAUCAUAUAUCACCAUUGGAGUAUCAGCACCACCCGAGAAAAGACCUGCGAUGACGGGAUUUAUGGGGUCAGCAUGUGCUAUUGCGCCGAUAAUUGGUCCGUUGAUUGGAGGUGCUCUCACUGAUCGGGAUUUCUUCGUCAAUAUUCCUUGCGUUGCACUUGCGGCAGCUUCAAUAAUCUUCCUCUUCAAAGUACCAGAUGCAGUCAAACUAGCUGAGGCGACCUUGAAGGAAAGACUUCUGCAAAUGGAUAUACUGGGAUUUAUUUUCAUCACUGCGUCCAUCGUCUGUUGUCUUUUAGCUCUGCAGUGGGGAGGUGCCAUUCAAAGAUGGAGUAACUCGGAUGUGAUUGGUACACUUGUUGGCUCUGCGUUAUUUCGCGUACUUUUCGGGCUCAUUGGAUGGUAUCAAGGCGAGAGAGCUCUUCUCCUACGAAGUACUUUCAGGAACCCAACCAUCGCAAAGGGCUGUGCUUUCUGCUUCCUAAUCUCCGGCAGCUUCUAUAUCCUUCUCUACUAUCUUCCGAUCUACUUCCAAGUGAUUCGGGGAGCUGAUGCCACUGGAUCCGGAAUUCGAACUCUUCCUUUAAUCUUGGGCCUCGCAUUGGUACAAAUCAUAACAGGUAUUAGUGUCGGCAAGAUAGGCGUCAUUAAUCCAUUCUUGAUUGCCGGUGGAAUACUAACUACUAUCUCUUGCGGAUUAUUGAUGACCUUACAGCCAGACUCUUCCUCAAGCAAAUGGAUUGGUUACCAAGCUCUGGCAGGUAUUGGGCUUGGAUUUUGCUCCACCGUGUACAUCAUUGUAGUACAGAACAUUGUUAAGGCAGAUGAGAUAGCAACUGCUACAAGAUUAGAAACUGAAAUCCUUUCAAUGGGAGGCGCUCUGAUUGUCUCAGCAGCACAAUCCCUUUUCCAAAAUGAGCUUCUCAACAUUAUUCCGCACACCAAUCCAUCAAUUAGCCCCUCCAGCAUAUUCAGCAUAGGGGCAUCUCACGUUCAGACUAGUUUUCCGCCUGAUGAAUUAUCUGGAAUUAUAGCUGCUUAUAUGAGGGGUAUCCGAAUGGCAAUCGCUCUAUCAAUUGCUAUGGCCGGAACAGCAACACUAGUCACAUUGAGCCAAGGCUGGUUUCGAAUGCAGCAGGAAGUGGGUAGUGGAGAUGACAUUCAAGAUGGUAUUGAGCUGGAACAACGGAGCGAGAGUUAUUCGCGGAAGAUAACGUAG
Botrytis byssoidea is the source of this 1641-nucleotide messenger RNA. RefSeq lists its product as uncharacterized. Lineage: Eukaryota; Fungi; Ascomycota; Leotiomycetes; Helotiales; Sclerotiniaceae. The record is from RefSeq and is a predicted model, not a curated record. The transcript is spliced from 8 exons. Gene Ontology annotation, molecular function: transmembrane transporter activity. Gene Ontology annotation, biological process: transmembrane transport. The coding region runs from base 1 to 1641 and encodes 546 amino acids.